CAACAGCUCUGCUCCGUGAAGCUAAAGGUAUGAAUACCCUGACUUCCGUGGAGGCUGCUUCUCUGUAAAUGCUGUGUGGCCACUUCAGACGCCAGAUUUGUACUUUAAUUGUUACCCAGAAAUGAUUUGAUAAAAACAGCUGCAUUGAACGUUUUCGCAUAAUAAACACUGAACAAACAGUCUCUCUCUUGGUUUACAUCAUAUCGCUCAACAUCAGUGGACAGUCACCAUGUGGAUCUCUGUGUGUCUGAUCAGCUCUUUCCUUCAUAUCACUGCAGGCUGCACUCAAUUAGUCACUAACUAUGGUAAGAUCACUGUCUACUCAGGCCAGUCUGUUCUCCUGCCCUGCUCCUGUAGUAAAACCCAGGCUAAACAUCCCAGCUUCACAUGGAUUAAACUCAGAGGUCAACAGACACCUGAGAUAAUACCAACCCAGAGUGAUCUGUACAGAGGCAGAGUGGAGAUGUUUAAUAACAUCUCUCCUGGGAACCUCUCUGUCCUCCUCUCACACGUCACCGAGGACGAUCAGGGGUGGUACAGGUGCCAAAUCAGCCGUGAAAAAUGCAGCGACGUCGAACUCGCUGUUAAAGGCUGCACUCUGUCAGAACCUCGAUCAAGGGUGGUCAAUGCAUCCCCAGGCCAGUCUGUUCUCCUGCCCUGCUCCUGUAGUAAAACUCAGGCUAAACCUCCCAGCUUCACAUGGACUAAACUCAGAGGUCAACAGACACCUGGGAUAAUACUAACCCAGAGUGAUCUCUACAGAAGCAGAGUGGAGAUGUUUAAUAACACCUCUCCUGGGAACCUCUCUGUCCUCCUCUCACACGUCACCGAGGACGAUCAGGGGUGGUACAGGUGCAAAAUCAGCCAUGAAAAAUACAGCGACGUCAAACUCACUGUUGAAGACAUUCCAACAUUCCUAAUACCAACAACGUCACCUAAAGGGGCAGACACAGUGGGGACUUCAGAAGAAGAUCCAUCUGCUUCCCCUCAACAAUACAAUACAAUACAAUACACCUUACUGGCUGUUCUACCAGUCAUACUGAUCAUCUCUGGAGUGGCUUGGUACAUAUACAAGAGAAACAAAGGAAAGAAAAACACAGGAGAGAAAAGUAGUGGGAGUAAAACAGAAGGAGAGAAAAAGGAUGAUCCCUCUGUAAUGUAUGAUACAGUUCAAGAACCCAGAAACAACAACCAAGAGGAGACACCAACACCCCUCAAUGCUCCAGAGGAUCCCUCAGUGACAUACUCCACCAUCGUCUACAUGAAAGGAAAAAGGAACACAGCAGUGAGUCUGGAGAGCGGUGGAAAAACAGAGUAUGCCACUAUCAAGACACGCACGUUCUCCUAGAGCCACUGUACUGUAUGACCUACUGCCAUCUCACAGCCUUUUCCUGCAGAGUGAUCUCAUAUUGGGCCCAGUAUCAAGAGGUUUGAUCUGGCACACAUGACUAUAAAUAUAUUUCACUCUCUACUAAGACAUGUUAAGUGGUUAUCACAGGAAAUCAGAUGUUAACCUACAACCAAAAUAAUAAAGUCUCAGAGAUAUAGUCAAGAUGAUUGGUGAAGCAAUAAGAUACCAUUUUAUUUUUGUGUAGCUGAGACAACCAAAGCACCUUAUAUGGCUUAAAGUUCAGCUAGUUCUCUUUUUAUAUCGUUGUUGUGCAUUUAUUUUUAAAUAUGUGAACUUUUUGAAAUAGACACGGAUGCUUUCAGACAUGUUUGAGAAAAAGGAAAAUGUGGUUUGAUGUGUCAAAGCAAAAAAAACACAGAUUUCACAAUCAGUUUUGCAAGAGGUUGCUUGGGUGGCUAUCAUCCAUCUUAAUUUUGUAAGGGGUGCGUGACUGGCUGCAGGGAAGUCAGGCGCAGGAGAGCAGAACUGGGUAAAACCCGAAGCAG
Messenger RNA from Oncorhynchus mykiss (rainbow trout), 1896 nucleotides. The record is from RefSeq and is a predicted model, not a curated record. Lineage: Eukaryota; Metazoa; Chordata; Actinopteri; Salmoniformes; Salmonidae.